AAACAAAUGGUACUCUACUGCUAGUAGUAGAAUUUUUAGAAAGAAGCUAAAACCCUCGUUUUAUAUUUUAUAAAAAAGGAAAAAAGAAAAAAAAAAGGAGAAAUAGCCCCAACUAAAUUUAACCCAAACCCUAGAGAGAAAUUCACCUUUCUUAUCCCAAAAUUUUCUCAGAGCUGUAACUUUUUCUUGCUCAUGGAAAUUUCUACCUUACCGGAAAAUUCAAGCGCCGCCACCGGCAACCUUGUGAAUGAGGUGGGUGGCGGUGGGUUUGAUGAAGAAGAAAAGCUAAAAGUUGAAGAGGGUGACCGGUACUUAGUCGGUACCCGGUGGCCACGGCAAGAAACCAUGGCUUUGUUGAAGAUAAGGUCUGAUAUGGACGUUGCAUUUAGAGAGGCCGGACUGAAAGCUCCACUUUGGGAAGAGGUUUCCAGGAAAUUAAGUGAGCUUGGAUAUAACCGAAGUGCCAAGAAAUGCAAAGAAAAGUUUGAGAAUAUUUAUAAGUACCAUAGAAGAACAAAAGAAGGCAGAUCUGGCAAGGGAAAUGGCAAGGCUUAUAGGUUUUUUGAGCAAUUAGAAGCACUAGACAAUAAUCAAGUGUUGUUAUCAUCUUCUUCCACAGAUAUAGCUCACUCUUCCAUGGCUGCAGUCGCAGUAAACCCAGUAAAUAUUAAUACAAGUACUAUUCUGAGUUCAAUCCAAAGCCCAAGUAUAAAUUUUGUCGAUAACGGCUCUACUUCGGCCACCUCUACUUCGAGUGAAGAAUCGGAAGGAACAAGAAAGAAGAAAAGGAAAUUGACGGAGUUUUUUGAGAAGUUGAUGAAGGAAGUUAUUGAGAAGCAAGAGAGUUUGCAAAGGAAGUUUUUGGAUGCAAUAGAGAAGUAUGAAAAAGAUAGAAUGACAAGAGAGGAAGCAUGGAAGAUGCAAGAAUUGGAUAGGAUUAAGAGAGAACGUGAAUUGUUAAUCCAAGAACGAUCAAUUGCAGCUGCAAAAGAUGCUGCUGUGCUUUCGUUCUUGCAGAAGUUCUCAGAGCAAACUAGCUCAGUGCAGUCGCCUGAUAAUCAAUUAAUUCCGGUGCAAUUGCCUGAGAACCAAAUAGUUCCUGCAGAGAAAGUAGUGAUGGCACAGGAAAAUAAUAAUAUUGAGAGCUUUGGUCAUAUGAGCUCGUCAAGAUGGCCUAAAGAAGAAAUCGAAGCCCUGAUUAGUCUAAGAACGAAACUUGAUAUGCAAUAUCAAGAUAAUGGACCAAAAGGGCCAUUAUGGGAGGAAAUAUCAGCAGAAAUGAAAAAGCUUGGUUAUAAUAGGAAUGCAAAGAGGUGCAAAGAAAAAUGGGAAAAUAUGAACAAGUACUUCAAGAGGGUCAAAGAGAGCAAUAAGAAAAGGCCCGAGGAUUCAAAGACUUGUCCUUAUUUUCACCAACUUGAUGCCAUAUAUAAAGGGAAGACUAGGAAGGUUGACAAUCCAGUUACUUCUGGUAAUGAAUUGAAGCCCGAAGAACUUCUAAUGCACAUGAUGGGUGGCCAAGAAGAAAGGCAACAGCAGGAAUCAGUGACGACAGAGGAUGGAGAAAGUGAAAAUGUUGAUCAGAAUCAAGAAGAUGACAGAGAAAAUGACGAUGAAGAUGGUUAUCGAGUCGUCGCUAAUGAUCCUUCUGCAGUGGCUAUGAUGGAGUGAUUACAGAAAAAGGAGAGGAACUAAACUUUUUUCUGCAAUACUGUGAGAUGUGGGUCAGAGUCGGUGCAGAGACUGUUUGAUAGCUUUGUAAACACACAUUCAAGCUCAAGAGCUUAUUAUGAAGGCCUCAUGGAGAACAGGCAUCUCUGUAUAUGCAUAUGGAAAUUAUUUGUUGAAUAAAACAGCAUCAUAGAGAUAGAGAUAGAAGACCAGAACUAGAAUAAACAGUUUAAUGUGUAAUAUAUAGUAUACUUGUAAUUUUGUUUUGAUUGUUCACACGUGUGUAAAAGUGGGAAAUGUUAUGUUUUAUUUUUUCUUUAUCAAUCAAUUUUAUCUGCCAUCACUUUCUUAA
Molecule: messenger RNA, 2023 nt
Organism: Jatropha curcas
Lineage: Eukaryota; Viridiplantae; Streptophyta; Magnoliopsida; Malpighiales; Euphorbiaceae
Product: trihelix transcription factor DF1
Source: RefSeq, a predicted model, not a curated record